AUGUACUUUUUUUUUCAUACAAAUAGUCUUGAUGUAUUGUGCCAAUGAAAGGCCAGGUUAUCUUUAUUCCAUCCAUUAUCUUACAAGUAAUGGCAUAAAUCCCCAUUAGCUAGGCAGACGCAGCUGGGAUCAACAAGUAUCGGGUGCCGCGGUGAGCGUCGCGGGACGCUUGUGUCUGCAAGUAAUGAAAAAAUAAGUGGAACGGUAAUCUUUGGGACUGGCUGCCACGACGCCGGUACUGGAAAAUUUGGCAGGCAACAUGGCAGACGGAAUGUUAUCACUUUCUUGGAACAAUCACAGCACAACCUUCAGCCACACCUUAGCAGCGCUCAGAGCCAAGGAAAGAUAUACAGAUGUUACUUUAGCUUGUGAAGGCAAAUUUUAUCAAGUCCAUAAAUUAGUCUUAUCAACUUGUAGUGAGUAUUUUGAGAACAUGUUUGAUCACACUCCGUGCAAACAUCCUGUGAUUGUGUUAAGUGAAAUACACCGAGAAGAGUUAGAGGCCCUCUUGAGCUAUAUGUAUGCUGGUUAUGUGAAUGUUGCUGAAAAUAGUUUAGCUAGACUGAUCAAAGUUGCUGAACUAUUGGAAGUUAAGGGCCUUGCAGUUCCCGAUGAACCUCCAAGCAGUGGAAAGAGAGCUUCUAAUGGCCAUCGCACAAAUGAGAGCAGGGUAAGCCCCCUUUCCCGAAAUGUGCAGUCAAAUACCAGUACUAGUGAUGACAGAAAUAUGUUGGGUACAAAUUCCCAAAGCCCCAGUGAUGACAGAUCAAGUCCCCAUCCUAAAAGACAGAGGACAAGAAGUGAAGUGUCUCUCCUUGAAAACACUCAUUCACCUAAAAGGUCUUCUUUGAAAGAAGUUUCAAGACAUGCUGAAUAUGAUCAUAAGGAAGAAGCCGAGCCCUCCUGGGAUGAAGAUGAUGAUGGUGGCCAGCGAAUCAGAGCUACUGAGGAUCAGGUUUCCUACCAACAUCAAGAAUCCCUCUCUGACAAAGUUCAGGUCACCUUAGAUGAAAACUUGGUCAAAGAAGAACUUGUAGAAGACAUGAGAGAUGGACACAGUCACUCUCCUAAAUAUGAAAAUAUGGCUGACAACACUUCAGAUGGUGGCCAGAGCAAUGUAAAACUUAUGAUUCCCAAGUACGAGCAGUCAUCAGAACAGGAGCCCAUUGUCCAUCUUGGCUUGGGACAGCAGCCACCACUCCAUGAGGCAGUCAUAGAAGCUUUAGCAGGACCUUCUGGUAUGCAAGGGUGGGCUGGUGGAGGUGAGGCCAGUAGAAGGCUGGAGGCAGGAAGUGACUUGUCACCACUUCCCCUAUGUCAAGCUGGAACACAGUCCAUUCCACCACUGGCAGGACUGGGCAAGAGUGGUCACAGGACUGGUGGAAGAGAUACCCCAAAGAAGAGGCACCAAUGUCCCUACUGUGUCUACUCCACUGCUCGUAAAGAUCACUUGCAAAAGCACAUACGCACCCACACUGGGGAAAAACCUUAUGCCUGUCGGCUUUGUCCAUAUCGUUCCUCCCAAAAAUACAAUUUAAAAAGUCAUGAAUUCACUCAUAAAUUAUAAAAUACCUUAUUGAAAGGUAGUUGUCAAUAAUAAUUAUAUAUUUUUUUUCAAAGGUAGUAGUCAAUAAUGAUUAUAAAUCUUUUAUGAAUAUUUUUGUUAAGUUUUAUUUAUAAUCUUUUAUCUGAAACAAAUUUUACUAGGAGAUUUUUAGCAUAUAUCUAUUUUUUUUAAGUACAUGGCAUAUAUUUGGAUAACCAGAUAUGGACUGAUAUAUCUGAAUUGAAUAGUUGAAGAAAUAUAGGCUUAAUAUUGUCAGUGUGAUGCUCAGAAGCAAAAUGUUGAAAAGUUUUGCAAGCAAGUUAUAAUACAAAUACAGUACAAAGAAAUUAAAGUUCACAAAUACUCAGAUGUGUUCACAUGAAUUAUACAGGGUUUUUACAUAGUGUGUUCCAGAAGUAUUUAUGAAAGUUUGGAUGUUGAAAACCAUGUGAUAUUGUAACUACACCUAAGAAGGACAUAAACCCUUAUCUUAACAUUAUGAUCCUACAUGUCAUUUAUGUAGUCUUUCCUGCCUAUUUCAAAUCACAAGCUAUGUUUUAUAAAUAUAUUGCUGAUUUCCAGUAUAUGUGCAUAAUAUAUAGGAAUUCUAGUACAUGACAAUUUUUCAUCAUUAGUUAUUGCAUUUCUUAGCAUGAGAGAUAUCAUCUUUAACCCAGAAAUAUUUUAGAAAACAAUUAUUGAUCUAAUAUGCAGUUACUUUUACACAUUGCACAUGCCUUCAGAUUAUGUCAUGGUUUGGUGGCCAUAACAACACUGUUCCUGAAAUGGCAUAGUUCUUUCAUUGGCAAAUGCUACUCAUCACUAAUUCUUUCCAUGACAGGCACUGCCUGUUGUCAAUUUUCCUAUGAUUGACAAUCAUUGUAAAAGAAACAAUACAUUAGAUCUGCUUCUGGGCAAAUAAUUCCUUCUGUCUUGUUUGCAUGUGAUACACAUAUUACAGAUUCAUCAUGUUGAUUAUUACCACAAGCAAUCAUCUCUAAUUCACACACACAUCAUAUAUCGUAACUCUUACUUACAAAGGUGGUAUGUGAAUAUUUGCUGACAAAUAAUUAGUUUUUACACUAAAGCUUUCCAAAGUAAUUUUUAGAGAUCAGUAUAUUUACAUUUACUUGAUUUUUUAUCUUUGGAAAAAUGCAAAAUUAAUUAUCAAUUUUUUGAAGUUAUGUGCAGCAAUAAUGUCAUACCUAAAACUGUACAUUAUAUAAAUCUUCAUCGUUCAAAGCGUGGUGUGAUUCAAUAACUGAAAAGUUAAAAUAUAUGUAAACAUAUCAGAGUAAUUAUGAGUCAAUUGCUGUAAUGAGAAGUUUAAGUUAAGGCACUGGACAAUUAUUUUAUAUGUAUGUGUGUGUGUGUAUGUGUGUGUGUGUGUCUGUGUUUACAUCUUACUUAUUUAUUUAGUAUUUAUAUAUUUUCAAGAAGGGGAAAGGUAAAAAAGUACAUUUAUGCUAGAAUAUGCAGUAAUCAAGCAGUAUAUAUUGAUUUUGUUUUGUAUUCCAUAUGUGUGAUAUGUACAGAAGUUGCUAUGCGCUAUUUAUCUUAAAACUGCUCAUACUUAAAAAAAAUUGAAAUACCAAAAAAAAAAAAAAAAAGAAAGAAAAAGAAAAGAAAGAAGUGGAAAAAAUCAAGUUCACCAAAGAGCCAGAUGGACUCAUGCCAAGAGUGUCAAAAUUUUACGAGGUUACCUACCACAACACAUGCUAUGUAUUUUCUUUAUAGUUAAUCUAGAACAUGAAAGACAGUUUGUUUGUUUGUUUGUUGUGCUUACUAUAUAUUGAAGGUACAUACAUAGGAAGUCAGCAACAUCAGCAGCAGCCUUACUUUCCAUACUUGGGAAAUGAUGAAGGGAUGAGAUGAAACAGAGCUGAGAAAGAAGUUUUAUAUGUAUUUAAGAAUAAAGACAUUGUCCCUUGAAAUGAACUAUGCAAAUAAUCUUGGACUGCUCAAAUCCUUCAUAUACUAUCUCAUGCUUUGGUUGACUCCAUUAAUUCAUUGCUUCAUUUCAAAUUAUUUUAGAUACAAUUUGACAAUAGCUGGAAACAUCUGUUUGACAAGCUCUCUAUUUUAUGAUUUCAGUUUCCUAAUUUUUACUUUGUUGCAAUUAUUAUUUUUGUACCAUAGCAUUAUUUAUUUGUCACGACAUUGUCUUUCAUUUGCAUUUUUAAGUCAGCCUAUUCAUGUUCUUCAUGGUCCAAAGAAUUGAAAUCUUAAACUUUUAGAGCACAGUCAUGGCACCACAAACGAGAGGUGUUCUAUCAGAACAUGCAGGUACUUAACAUAUAGUACCUAUUUGAAAACCUUGAAUGAUGAGUACAGACUUGAUAACUUAGACUUGAUAAGUAUGCUAUUUUAUGGUGGUAAUAUAACUGAGAGGACACACAAAGGUGGGUCCACAGUUCACCAGGGCCACAACAGCACAGCAGAAUACACAAAGGGAGUAUCCUCAGGAGAGCUGUGUCUCCAUUAGCAUGAUUUUUCUUGAGGGAGGAUUUGUUAGAAAGAAUUAGCUCAGGUCAUUAUUGCUCACUGCUUCAAUUGUGUGCAGGAUUAGUAAGACUGUAUUAACUGAUUUGAUCGUAUGUUACCAUUAUGCUGGUGUGUUUGACGUCUGCACUGUGUGUGUAUUUUCUAACAUUUGUUUUGUUCUAAUGAGCUAUAUUGGUGUGGCUAUUGCUUUCUAAAGGAUGUGUUCCUAGUAUAAUAGCUAUUUACUCAAGCCAUCUUCAAAUUAUGCCAAGAUUUCUGAACACACUUAAGGUAAAUGUGAAGCCACACUUGAUUUCAGUGGGCUUGUCUUGAGGCCAGUCCAUCACCUAAAAGCAUGGCAACUUUGUCACAUUAAAGCAUAGCUUUAUAGACAAUCUCAAAGACAAGUUUCUGAAAAAUUUUCUUGCUUUCCUGAGUUCAUUUAUUCCAAAUAUCAAAUCCACAUGCAUUACUUACAGAUGUGUUUCUCUUAUGCCUUGCUCUUUGGGACAAAGUUACUUUUAAAAGUGCUAGAAGGGCAAUGGAUAACAGUAAUAAUAAAAAGCACGUAACAUCAUGGGAAGAAACUUUUUUUUUUUUUUUUUUUUUUUUUUUUUUUUUUAAUACUUCUGAUGCUGCUUUGCUACUUAGUUAUCCUUAACACAGUGCUUUUUACAUUACAUAUUAAUGGUACAUGUAUAUGAAUUUUGUUACAUGUCUGCAUAUAUAAGUGUACAGAAGUGAUUGUUUUAUCAUUAUGGUAGCACACAGGGACAUUUCUAGCUACUAAAAAGACCCAAGGCUCAGUUACAUUUGCCUGGGAUUUCUUUAAAUGCAGUUGUUUUGCAGCCUGUAACAUGUUUUGAUACAAAUAUCUUUUUUAGGCUGAAAAUGCACAAAUCCAGACCUUUACCCAAGUUGAUCAGACUUAACAGUGCCACUAAUAGCACAGACAGAUAGGUAUGAUUGUGAUGCCAAUCAGCCACCUGUCCAAACUGGUAGCCGAGUUAGUGACACCCUAACAUUCUGGUGGUUCAGUGUACUACACAAACUCUGUAUCAUGCACUAAAAUAAUGACAGUGUUGUAUGAAAUUAUCUUUAGACAAUGUGUAUAAUAUGUGUAUGAAACAUAAUGGAUUUUUUUGUUCAGACUGGAGUUCCAUCCUCUAAACAAACCUGUCAUAUCUGUAAAUGACCCAAAUAAAAAGAUGAAGUGAAUAAAGGACACUUCUAUCUCCAAGCACUC
Messenger RNA from Portunus trituberculatus (swimming crab), 5276 nucleotides. Its product is annotated as protein tramtrack, beta isoform-like. Bases 260 to 1567 code for a protein of 435 amino acids. Gene Ontology annotation, biological process: regulation of transcription by RNA polymerase II. Gene Ontology annotation, molecular function: protein binding. The record is from RefSeq and is a predicted model, not a curated record. Gene Ontology annotation, cellular component: nucleus. The transcript is spliced from 6 exons. NCBI's taxonomy places the organism in Eukaryota, Metazoa, Arthropoda, Malacostraca, Decapoda, Portunidae.